Iphiclides podalirius (scarce swallowtail) is the source of this 1641-nucleotide messenger RNA. NCBI's taxonomy places the organism in Eukaryota, Metazoa, Arthropoda, Insecta, Lepidoptera, Papilionidae. The record is from the annotation of a GenBank genome assembly.
AUGGCAUCAGGCGUGGAGCUCAUACUCUCCACAAUAUGCAACUCCAGCUUUUGUGAAGCCGUUUAUGAUAACCCUAACUUAGAUUCGGGAUUGACAAACAAGCAGAAUGAAAUGCUUAGUAUGGCAAGCAAUCUGAAUGGAAAACAUUUGAGAAUUGGAACUUACAAUAACUAUCCGCUUAGCUGGACGGAGAAAGAAAGUAAUGGCACAAUCACAGGACAUGGCGUCGCUUUUAUGAUAGUGGAUAUACUGCGGCGAAAAUUCAACUUUACUUUUGAAGUAAUUGUGCCUGAGAGGAACUUUGAAAUCGGUUUCGGGAAGCCUGAAAACUCAUUGAUCAGUCUCGUUAACAAUAGUAUAGUGGACAUGGCUGCGGCGUUUCUACCUAAACUGACUAGGUUCAACAAGAUGGUGGCGUUCUCGAACGAUCUAGACGAAGGCGUGUGGAUGAUGAUGUUGAAACGGCCGAAAGAAUCCGCCGCCGGUUCGGGCUUGUUGGCGCCUUUUGACACGUAUGUGUGGUACCUUAUAUUAGCGGCAGUAGUAUGUUACGGACCAUGCAUAACGUUCCUUACCCGCAUGCGUUCAAAGCUGGUUCAGGAUAAGGAAAGUCCUAUUCAGCUGUCGCCGAGCAUUUGGUUCGUGUAUGGGUCCUUCAUCAAGCAAGGGACUAACCUCGCUCCGGAUGCCAACACUACGCGUGUUCUGUUUGCGACGUGGUGGAUUUUCAUAAUACUCCUGUCGGCGUUCUACACAGCCAACCUAACCGCGUUCCUGACCCUAUCCAAAUUCACUCUGGACAUAGAGAGCCCCCAAGAUCUCUACAAGAAGAACUAUCGCUGGGUGGCAAUGGAAGGUGGAGCUGUGCAGUACACUAUAAGAAAUCCCGACGAAGACCUCUAUUACCUGAACAAGAUGGUCGCUAACGGUAGGGCCCAGUUCCGCUCAGUGACAAGAGACCAGGACUACCUCCCGAUUGUGGAGGGCGGUGCGGUGCUGGUGAAGGAGCAAACUGCGAUUGACCAUCUGAUGUACGGCGACUACUUGAAGAAAGCGAGAGAAGGUGUCGCCGAAGCGGACAGGUGCACGUACGUGGUCGCACCCACGGCGUUUAUGAAGAAACAAAGAGCUUUCGCAUAUCCGACGAACACCAAGAUAAAAUUCCUAUUUGAUGCUGUGAUAACGAACCUACUGCAAGCUGGUAUCGUGGACUACUUGGAACACCGUGAUCUACCCACUACAAAGAUUUGCCCCUUGGACCUCCAGUCAAAAGACCGACAGCUUCGAAACAGUGAUCUUCUGAUGACGUAUAUAAUUAUGGGCGUCGGGCUAGCCGCUGCCGCAGCCACAUUUAUUGGAGAAGUACUUAUCAAGCGAUCGGUAUUUGUGAAAACAAAGCCGCACGAGGGGCAGAUAGAUAAAAAGCAAAACAAGAAAAAAUCAAAGGUCAGGUUCAACGACCACCGCUACGACGACAGCAGACCACCACCGUAUGACUCUCUUUUUGGUGGGAAAUCACGAUAUAAAAUCACCGAACGAACCCUUAGGAAAACCAUAAACGGAAGGGAAUACUGGGUAGUUGAUGCCGCUAACGGGACCAGGCUUAUACCAGUUCGCACGCCUUCGGCAUUCCUGUAUCGA